Messenger RNA from Ceutorhynchus assimilis (cabbage seed weevil), 5314 nucleotides. The record is from the annotation of a GenBank genome assembly. Lineage: Eukaryota; Metazoa; Arthropoda; Insecta; Coleoptera; Curculionidae.
CGGAACAAUCACCACCUCACGUGACUUCACCAUGGAGUAUCUAAUCCCUCUGCCGUUAGAUGGCGCCACGAAAGAGAAAGUUACUCGCGAAAUCUAUUUUACCAACCAAACAAAAUGGAGUACUAUUAAAAAUAGUUAUGUGUACAUUUCAUUCAUUGGAAAACCUGUGUUGGAAAACGUAACAAAGUAGCAAAAUAAAUCGUAUUUUGUUUAGUGCAGUAGUGGCCUAUUUUUUUAAACAUUUUCGUAGUGCGAAUAUCGAAAACAUGUUAAUUUUCUUUACGGACUUAAAUACAAAUCGCGAAGUGUUUGUGCCUGUGAUUAUUUUGAUAUGAAAACCUGGUCGAAAUUAAAUCCCUAAUGAAAAACCCUGUUAAAAUAUGUUUAUUGGGAAAUACCUCCAACUUGGUCAGUGUUAUAUGCAAAUUUGCCCAGUAAAUAAGUUUAAUCUUUAAGGAAAAACAAUUUAAGGCAGCUAUUUUAUGAGUCUGAUGUCCUACUCUCAGGAAUUUUAAAGAAGCUUCCAGUCUGAUUGUCUUUUAGUUAAGUGGAAAAAGUAUGAUGUGAUGUUUAGAAGUUGUGCCCUAGAAAAGUAAUGACCAGCCAAAAUUCAUCAUUUACACAGAGAUACCAACCCUACAUUUUCGACCAGUACCGCCAACCUGAUGGUCAAUGGGAUACCUCAUCGACCACCACCACCAGCCCUCCUACCGUUCCUGCAAGGGGUAUAAAACGAAGUACCCCAAGCGAAGUUACCCGUCCAUAUGAGGAGUCAUCUUGGAUGGCUCCUCAAGACUUACCCCACCACAUGGAUAACAAUGUAUUAAACGAGCAGUGCAAUUUACUAUUAAGGACCCAGAACAAUAUGAAUGUUAGUCCUUCUGAGGGGGGAAACAUUAAAAAUCAAAUAAUUACCUCAGAGCAUGAUGUCAACGUCAAUCGUGUUCAGAGUCCUUUGAGGACUAAUUCCAAAUACGCUACAACACCUUGGUUUCAUGGUAAAAUAUCUAGAGAAGAAGCCGAAGCCUUACUAAGACCAAGAACUGAUGGCCUAUUCUUAGUAAGAGAAUCCACAAAUUUUCCAGGAGACUAUACACUGUGUGUAUGUUUUCAAUCCAAAGUAGAACAUUAUCGAGUUAAAUCUCACGGCAAUAAAUUGACAAUAGACGACGAGGAAUAUUUUGAUAAUUUAGAAGAACUGAUUGAGCAUUAUAAAAACGAUGCAGAUGGUCUUUGUACGAAAUUAGUAUGUGAACCUAUUGGAAAGGGUGAAUUUUGCGAAGUAAUGUUGGGAAAAUGGAAAAAUCAAAAAGUUGCAGUGAAAGUACUGAAAGAUUCGAGUGAAGCCGAGGCUAUUUUAAUGAAAUCUCUACACCAUGAAAAUUUAGUAAACUUAUUGGGAAUCGUUAGAAAAAAAGAUCAAAUCUAUCUUGUGACUGAAUACAUGAGUAAAGGAAGUUUGGUUGAUUAUCUUCGUUCCAGAGGACGACUGCAUGUUUCGAAAAAAGACCAAAUUAAUUUUGCUUUUGAUACUUGUUCAGGUAUGGAAUACUUAGAAAAAAUGCACGUCGUGCACAGAGAUCUGGCAGCUCGGAAUGUUCUCAUAGCAGAAAAUGGCCGAGCUAAAGUUUCGGAUUUCGGUUUGGCACGGAACGAAAAAAAUGCCACGUCGGAAUCGGCAAAGUUGCCCAUCAAAUGGACAGCACCUGAGGCUCUCAAACAUAAUAAAUUCUCAAAUAAAUCCGAUAUGUGGAGUUUUGGAAUUUUGCUCUGGGAAAUAUAUUCCUUUGGUCGGGUUCCUUAUCCCAGAAUACCUUUAGUUGAUGUAGUCAGACAUGUUGAAAAUGGUUAUAAAAUGGAAGCUCCCGAAGGUUGUCCUUCCGAAAUUUACCAGAUAAUGAGACAGGUAGAUAAUGCGUUUUUAAUUAUUUAUAAAACGAAGUAUUACGAUAUGGGAGUGCAAGAUUUACAAUUUUUUCUGGAAAGCCCCGCAGUAGAUGGUGGCGUUCACCCUGUCGAUUUGCUAAAAGUUGCUAGAAAUAUCAGCCAGCGUCAGCAACCUCAUAACACCAAUCGAAAAAUCAGGCCCGUAACUAACAAUAACAAAUUGAAACUUAUCGUAGAUGCUGAAAAUUGUCUCGAUAGAUUGUAUGGAGGAUAUUAUUCAGAUUGGGCAUGUGGUGGGCAAUGGAACCGUAUGGUUCAAUAUUUAUCUUUACUUUGUGGAGCUCUCGACCAGGGUAACAUAGAACUAGCUGUAGUGUUCAAUGGUACCAUCGAGCAAUGCCGCAUGGAAGAAUGGAUAGCCGAACAAGAAAAUUCACGUUACAGAAUUGCAAGUGUAUUGAAGCAUGUGAAUAUUAAGGGGACACCUCCACCGAAAGUAUGGUGGACGCCACCAAUUAGCUUAAGAUCAGCUUUGAGGAUGUGCCUGAGACAUUUGGGAGUCAGUGUGAUGUGCACGAUGGAUGAUCAUCAUCAAGAAGUGAUAGCUUAUUGCCGGGAAUAUGGUUUCCAUGGUCUUUUAGCAGAUGAUGCCGAAUAUGCCGCAUUUGAUCCACCUCGUUAUUUUUCGUCAGAAAGUUUGAAAUUGACUUAUAAGAGCUCCAUUGAAACCAAAGAAUACAUGCUAAGUUCGAUGACUAAAGCCCUAAAUGUCACCCAAGAGCAGAUUUGCAUAAUGGCAGCUCUGUUGGGUAAUUUUUUGUUGCCCGAAAUUGAAUUGCAAGAUUUGUACAAGAGGAUAAAUUUGGUUAAAAAUGAAGAAAAUAACCCUGAAAAUACUGUGAGAACUUUAGCUGAUUUUGUACGCUUCUUGCCUCCCCCGUCUUCUAACAUGGAUGAUUUGGUAAUUUCUGUGUUUGGCUCGUUGGACGACAAGCGAGCCGCUAGAUUUAGGCAAUCAGUUCAGUAUUAUCUCAAUGGCACGGCCAGCGGGUUUUUGAGAUAUUGUGCUCCUGUUAAACCAAAACAGAAGCAUAUCGAGAAGAAACCAGUGCAGGUGCCAAAACCAGAACAACAAGACUUGGACGAGAGUGGAUUCGCCUCAGAAACAUCAGAACAACAAAGGGAAACUUUACAAAACUACAAUUUACUUACUGCAAGCAAUAGCAUCGAAUCUUCUGGCUUUACUGAAAUGGACAUGCUAAUCAAAUCAGCAGAAGAAACCUUGGUGGCCUCUAUUUUAGAUGAUUCGCCCACCUCAGAAACAGCUCAACAUGUCAACGGCGUCUCCAAUGGCUCACCUGGCCCCAUCGAAUCACCUGAAUCAGAUAAAUCCGACCCAACACAAAAAGUCAGCAAUGCGGCCUCGACUUCUGAUAUUCCUUGUCCACCAAGGCAGAGUAAAAAAUGUAAAUCAAAUAUUGUAACUCCAAAUGUAUCACAUGAUGUCCUGCGUACAGCCACUUUGCGUCACCAGAAAGGCCUAAUGGAUCCAAAUAUCCUGCAUGUUUUGAGCACUCAAGAAGUUAGAUUGCCUUGUCUUUUGGAAGACGAUGUUCAUCGCGAAUUCCCACCUAUUCAUGAAAUUUAUAUGCCUUUAAGACAGAACGCUUAUGCCAUUCUAUUUAAUUUGCAUCAUUUAAGAUAUGUGUAUUCUAAGAAAAAAGAAAAGGGAGAAAUUCCAGAUGGUGUUCCACCCCCAGACGUUAUUGUGAAAGAAUGGAUUUUCAGCCGUUUGAAUCCUUAUGAACACCCUGUGGAAGUCAAGGCCGAACCUUUACGUUGGGGCGUGCCGACUUUACAAAGACUGUGGUUUGGGCCUUCUGUAGAUGAUAAACGUAGAAGGAUGCGUGCCUUUUUGUCAUGCCUCAAUUGUGAUACACCAUUGAUUCUGAACACUUCUUAUGUUCCUCAGCAUAUGUUGAUUAUGGCUUGUGUUCUGAGAUACAUAAUGUCCCAAGGAGCGAUUGUCAGACGAAAUGAACUUGACGCCUUUUUGUGCCAAGCAUUUAAUCCUCAUUUAAUGAAUGUUCAGUAUUUACAAGAAUUGACUUUAAAUGUUGUUACAACUCGUGGUGUUCAAUUAGCCGCCCUUUUCAUGGAAGGUGUAAACAUGGCUAUAAUGGCAAAUGACGUUUGCGGAGCCCCGCUGCCUUGGCUCAUGUGCUGCCCCUGGUUAUAUUUCGAUGGAAAACUGUUUCAUUACACUUUGGCCAGAUCUACUCACGCUAAAAACAUCCUGGAAGUUUGUGAUAAUUACAUUGAGCGUGUAGUAAAAGUCGAGCGCAUGAGGAAAGCCAUUUUGGAGGGUCUAGAUAUAAAGUUUUCCAAGCCACCGCAGCCCUUUAUAGCCGGACCUCCUUUACUGCGUCCAGGCAUUCCUGGUGCGUAUUUGCCAAGUUUAUCUUUGGCUAGAGUGAAUCAAGGUAGAGGAAGGCCAAUUCCUUCAAGAGGAGGGCAGUUACAAGUUGCCGGCGUUGUAGUCGGUUCUUGGGGAGCCAAUUAUGGGUUCCAGAACAAUAUUAGGCAUACUCAGAAUCAGCAAAUGCUGCCCGAUGGGUUGCCAGCAUUCAGGGGUGGUAGAGAAUGGGGUGGAGGUGCUCCAAAUUCUGGAGGAUAUGGACGGGGCAGAAAUAAUCAGAGGCCGGGAAUUACAUAUCCGGUCAAUCAAAGGAAAAAUCAACAGUCAGUUCGGAAAGAUCUUGAUGAUCAGCAAGAAUCAUGGGCUGCAGAAGUUAUGGAAAUUAAAAGAUCAUUUAAUGAAAACCGUAACGAGGGCGUGUCCGAUGAGCUAACGCGUGCCGGUGAACCCUCCCAGUUACCUUUGAGUGGUGAUUGUAGGGAAUCUAUGUCCGAGUUCAUGUCUGAAUUGAAGGGAGAAAUCUUGGAGGGGUUGAAUGCGCAGGCAGUAACCAUUGAAUCUCAUCUAUCCCGAGUCGCGGACAACAUAGUUUCUGCAAACAAAGACCUAGUUAGAUUCUUGACAGAUGGGGGAGCAUCUAAUGCUGCCCAUCAAGGAAUUUUGAAAGAGGGCACAGGAAUAGUAAUCUCACACGACCUAACUGAAGACCAAAGGGCAACUCAGAAAGUUCUCCGUAGGCAUCUUAACAAGCUCAAAAGCGAAUCUGACGAAAAGGUCUACAUUAAGGGAGAUAAGUUAUACACCGAAAGCGGUAUAAUCCUAUCAGUUGACGAUAUUGUAUUUAUUGAAGAAAGCCAAGAAACUGUUGAAGAAGUGCCAAAAAUCCAACAGAAACCGGAUCAAAAAGCUUUUAGAACCCCUAGACUAGAGAUAAAGGCAAAAACCUCUGGAGACAAGAUUUUGGCAAAUAUUGGUUCUAGAAUUGAAAAGAAGAAAACCUUAAGAUGA